GAGAAGAAAAGAAAAGAAAAGAAAAGAAAAAAAAAGAAGGAAGCAGCAGCCAAACGAGGAGAGAGAAAGAACAGAGCUUUGGCUCAAGUCGCUUCUGUUUUUGGGUUUUUUGUUAUUCGGAUCUGGUAAAAGCUGUUACACGGACCUUAGCUGCCCGACCCAAACCCGACUGGAAACCCUAACUUCGCCAUCUUCUCCAGCUUACGGCGACCGGUUCAGGCUCUUCCCCUCUCUCUUUCUCUCACAUAUUUGCAUUCAUUUUGUUAAAUACCUUUUUCGUUCUCUAAAGAUCGGAGGAUAUUCUCAACUCAGUGUUCCGUUCUCACCUUCUAUUAGGUCAGGUAUUUUUUUAAAUAAUAUUUGUUUGGUUGGAGAGAAGAAUUCGGAGGAAAGAAGGGAAACGAACUUGGGAAGCCAUUAUUUUUAUUUGAAAUUAUUUCCUUCCUUUCGAGCUAGAUAGAUAGCUGUUACGUGUGGUAUGGAGGCUUCAAAACCAGUGUGUUUUGAAUUCAGCAGUGUUACUAUGAAACAUAAUAAUUCUAGCAGUGUGGCUUUUUUUUAAUGAUAUUUAUUUUUUGGAAAACUUGACAGUCGAUGAUGACAUUAUUUCGCUAUUUUUCUCUCAAGCAAACAAAUUCUGUUUUUUUUUAAAUCAUUAUUUUUUUAUUUUGCAAUUUCUAUUGUUUGAUAGUGUAAAAUUUAUGGUAGUGUAGUUUUUGCUUUUAGAUUUUAUUUUGUGCUGGAAUUGCUUGCUACGAAUUUAGAAGCACAAAUUAAUGGCGUAUUCGCAUUUAGCAUCAAUGUGAUACCGUGCUAACAAACCCGUGGCAAAAAUGUUAUUCUUAGGAAAUCUACUCAGCUACCAAUCUUCAGUAUUCAUAGUUUCUCAAAAUGCUCUUAGAAAUAUAGUAAAAGAUUACCAACAUUUCAAACAAGAUAAAAUUUAAAUAUGGUGCAAUGAAAGAAAAGGUUAGUAUCCACCGUACUAACAGGGCAUUCUUAUUCUAGGAUUUGAUGGGUUUAUGUGUAGAAAUUAUAUAUUUACAUGUAUUGGACUAUUUUCUUUUAGGGAUGUUGCAUGCGCAAAAUAUCAUACAUUUGCUGUCCAACUUCUAAGCUUAUGUUACAAUCUUCAGGAUGGUCUAGUUAGCUGGGGAAAUUAUGGCUUCCAAAGGUCCAAGGUCUAAGCUUGAUCAUGAAUCAAGAGCUAAGCGCCAAAAGGCACUUGAAGCUCCGCGAGAACCUCGUAGGCCUAAAACACAUUGGGAUCAUGUUUUAGAGGAAAUGGUUUGGCUUUCAAAGGACUUUGAAUCUGAGAGAAAAUGGAAAUUGUCUCAAGCAAAGAAAGUCGCUUUAAGAGCCAGUAAAGGCAUGCUUGAUCAGGCUACAAGAGGAGAAAAGAAAUUGAAGGAGGAAGAGCAGCGGUUAAAAAAAGUUGCACUCAACAUUUCGAAGGAUGUAAAGAAAUUCUGGCUGAAAAUUGAAAAAUUGGUACUCUAUAAGCAUCAGAUGGAGCUUGAUGAGAAAAAGAAAAAGGCUCUUGAUAAGCAGCUUGAGUUUCUUUUGGGUCAAACUGAGAGGUACUCAACAAUGUUAGCAGAAAAUCUUGUUGACAAUUACAAGCCUGUGCAGCAAAAUCCUACACAGGAUCAACACAAAGAAGACGAUGGAGAUGACCCUAAUGAGUCUUCAGAACUGAAUGUUGAACCUCCAUCAGAUACAGCAGAUGUUGAUGAUGAUUAUGAUAUACAAUCUGAUGAUGAAUCCGAAGAUGAUGAACAGACAAUUGAGGAAGAUGAGGCUCUUAUAACUAAAGAAGAAAGGCAGGAGGAGCUGGUCGCUUUGCAAAAUGAAAUAGAUCUUCCUCUUGAGGAGCUACUGAAACGUUAUGCUGGGGAGGAAAAAGCAUGUGGAGAUAGCAUGGAGAGUAGUCCAGUAAAGGAUGAUGGGGAUGAACCAGCCCAGAUGGAAGAUAGUCACAGCAAUGAAAAUGAACUUUCUACAGCCAUAAAGAUUGAGAAAAGCAACUCCGUUGUAUCCACUGGUCGUCGUUGUCAGAGCGAAAGUAAUGGAAGCCAUUUAGUUUUGGAAAACCAUCUAUCAGAAGUUGAGACAUGUGAAGCCAAAAAUCUUGCAGAAGUUUCUGAGGACUUAGGGGAAGAAGAGGUGCCAUAUGAUUUUAAUGAUGAACGGGAAGAUGGUGAUUUUGUUCUCGGUAUCACAGAAGAAAAGGAUGAUGAGACAACCUUGUCAGAAGAGGAGGAAUUUGCUAAAACAGAUUCCCAUGAUCCUAUAGAUGAGAUUGCCCUGCUGCAAAAGGAGAGUGAAAUUCCCAUAGAAGAACUGCUUUCAAGGUAUAAAAAGGACCCUAUCAACGAUGAAGAUGGGGAUGAUAGAUCUGAGUAUGCCUCUGCUUUGUCAGAGGGCUUUGCAGAUUCUCUUUUACUUGAAGAUGUUGAAAAGAAGCAACUGGUUGUUUCUAUUGAUGAAAACAUUGAACAGAAGCAGGGUGAUGAAAACUCUGAACAGAAGCAGAGUGUUUCUGUGGUUGAAGAAGCUGAAUCUGAUGGACACCCCCCACCCGUGCAUUCUAUCAUGGAAGAACAGCAAGCCAAACAUGAUACUUUAUCUGAAGGAGGAAAGGAAAGUGAGGAUAUAAUUGCCGAUGCAGCUGCUGCUGCAAGAUCAGCACAACCAACAGGAAAUACCUUCUCCACAACAAAAGUACGGACCAAGUUUCCUUUUCUUCUAAAAUUCCCUCUUCGGGAGUAUCAACAUAUUGGCUUGGAUUGGCUUGUUGCAAUGUAUGAAAAAAGGCUGAAUGGGAUUCUUGCUGAUGAGAUGGGGCUUGGAAAGACAAUUAUGACUAUUGCUUUGUUGGCACACCUAGCAUGUGAGAAGGGAAUAUGGGGUCCACAUCUUAUUGUGGUUCCAACAAGUGUAAUGCUGAAUUGGGAAACUGAGUUUCUUAAAUGGUGUCCUGCUUUUAAGAUUUUGACAUAUUUUGGAAGUGCAAAAGAGCGAAAAUUGAAGAGGCAAGGCUGGUUAAAGCCCAACUCAUUUCAUGUAUGUAUAACAACUUACAGGCUGGUUAUUCAAGAUUCUAAAGUGUUCAAGCGUAAAAAAUGGAAGUACUUGAUAUUAGAUGAAGCUCAUCUGAUUAAAAAUUGGAAGUCACAGAGAUGGCAGACACUUUUGAACUUCAACUCAAAACGGCGUAUUCUAUUAACUGGUACUCCACUUCAGAAUGAUCUCAUGGAACUCUGGUCACUAAUGCAUUUCUUGAUGCCUCACAUUUUUCAGUCUCACCAGGAAUUCAAAGACUGGUUUUGUAAUCCAAUAGCAGGGAUGGUUGAGGGACAAGAAAAAGUAAACAAAGAAGUGAUUGAUCGUCUGCACAACGUCCUCCGUCCAUUUAUACUACGUCGUUUGAAACGAGAUGUGGAGAAGCAGCUUCCUAUGAAACUUGAGCAUGUAAUAUACUGUAGACUCUCCAAAAGGCAGCGUAACUUGUAUGAAGACUUUAUCGCUAGUUCAGAAACACAAGCUACUCUUGCAAAUGCAAAUUUUUUUGGGAUGAUUAGCAUCAUAAUGCAACUACGUAAAGUAUGCAAUCAUCCUGACUUAUUUGAAGGUCGUCCAAUUGUCAGUUCUUUCGAUAUGGCUGGUAUUGACAUUCAACUGUGUUCUUCUGUUUGCUCAGCACUUUCAUGUGGACCAUUGUCUAGAGUUGAUCUCAGGGACAUGGGUUUUGUGUUUACUCAUCAUUGUUAUAGAAUGACUUCUUGGGAGAGUGAUGAAGUUAAAGCUCUUGCUACCCCCUCAAAUUUAAUAAAAGCACGUGGCGAUCUGCUUAACCUCGAAAAGAUUGUGUCUGGAUCUGAAAAUCGAAAAUUGCUUGGAUCAAAUAUUUUUGAAGAUAUACAGAGGGCAAUAAUGGAGGAGAGGAUAAAAGAAGCAAAGGAUCGUGCAGCAACCAUUGCAUGGUGGAAUUCUUUGAGGUGUGAAAGAAAACCCAUGUACUCAACGACCCUAAGGGAGCUUGUCACAGUAAGGCAUCCUGCUCAUGAUAUUCAUUGUCAUAAGGCUAAUCCUCGCUCUUAUACGUAUUCGAGAAAGCUUGCUGACAUAAUCUUGUCACCUGUGGAACGCUUUCACAAAAUGCUUGACCUAGUUGAAAGUUUCAUGUUUGCAAUCCCAGCUGCACGGGCUCCACCACCUGUUUGCUGGUGUAGUAAAUCUGGGAGUUCUGCUUUUCUUCAAUCAACUUAUAAGCAGAAGUGCACCAAAAUAUUCUCUCCACUUUUGACUCCUUUAAGGCCUGCAAUUGUUCGGAGGCAAGUUUACUUUCCUGACAGGAGGCUUAUACAGUUUGACUGUGGUAAGUUACAAGAGCUUGCAAUUUUGCUUAGGAAAUUAAAGUCAGGAGGUCACAGAGCACUAAUAUUCACUCAGAUGACAAAGAUGCUAGAUGUUUUGGAGGCUUUUAUAAAUCUGUAUGGUUACACUUAUAUGCGUUUAGAUGGAUCCACUCCACCCGAGGAGAGGCAAACUUUGAUGCAAAGGUUUAAUACCAAUCCAAAAAUAUUCCUUUUUAUCUUAUCAACACGUAGUGGAGGAGUUGGCAUCAACCUAGUUGGGGCAGAUACAGUUAUCUUUUAUGAUAGUGACUGGAAUCCUGCUAUGGACCAACAAGCUCAAGAUCGAUGCCACCGAAUUGGACAGACACGUGAAGUUCAUAUUUAUCGAUUGAUUAGUGAGAGCACCAUUGAAGAGAAUAUUUUGAAGAAAGCAAAUCAGAAGCGUGCCCUAGAUGAUCUAGUGAUACAGAGUGGGGGCUACAACACUGAAUUCUUUAAAAAGCUUGAUCCUAUGGAACUGUUUUCUGGUCAUAGAUCACUUCCAAUCAAGAAUGUUCAGAAGGAGAGAAAUUACAAUGGAAAUGAAAUAUCUCUGUCUAAUGCAGAUGUUGAGGCUGCUUUAAAACACGCAGAAGAUGAAGCUGAUUACAUGGCAUUGAAGAAAGUUGAACAGGAAGAAGAAGUUGAGAAUGAAGAGUUCACAGAAGAAACCAUUGGGAGACUGGAAGAUGAUGAAUUAGUAAAUGAGGAUGAUGUGAGGGUUGAUGAGCCUGCAGAUCAUAGUGGCUGGAUGAUAUCAUCGAACAAAGAAAAUGUCUCCAUGCAGAAUAGGAGUGAUACUAAUGAAGAAAAAGUUCUUACAGUAGUUGUUAAGGAAGAUGAUGUUGACAUGUUGGAUGAUGUUAAACAAAUGGCUGCCGCAGCUGCAGCAGCAGGGCAAGCAAUAUCAUCCUUUGAGAAUCAUUUGCGACCAAUAGAUAGGUAUGCAAUUCGCUUUCUAGAAUUAUGGGACCCCAUUAUUGACAAGGCAACAGUGGAAUCUCAAGUAGGGUAUGAGGAAACAGAAUGGGAGUUGGACCGCAUUGAGAAGUACAAGGAGGAAAUGGAAGCUGAAAUUGAUGAAGAUGAGGAACCUCUUGUGUAUGAGAGAUGGGAUUCUGAUUUUGCAACUGAGGCAUAUCGGCAGCAGGUUGAAGCACUGGCUCAACAUCAGUUGAUGGAGGAUCUGGAAUGUGAGGCAAGGGAGAGGGAAGAUGAAGAAGCUGAAAAUCGUGACUCUAUGAACAGGAAUGAUAUGCCAAGUGAUCUGAAACCUAAGGCUAAAAAGAAACCAAAGAAAGCCAAGUUCAAAUCCCUAAAGAAAGGAUCACUAGCUUCUGGAUCGAAAUCUGUGAAAGAAGAGCCAUCAGCGGAUGCUAUGUCCAUGGAUGAGGACACUUUCUCUCAAGAGAUGCUCACAUUCUCAGAUGCAGCAUCUCCGCAUUCAGUCAUGAAAAAAAAACGGAAAAAGGUUGAAAUUACUAUAAAUGGUAGUGAAGAGAAGACUUCAAAGAAAAAGUCCAAGAAACUCAAGAGGAGUACUGUUGAGAUAUGCUCUCUUGAUUUAGAUACUGAUUUUCCUGUUGUGCAGCAUGAUGGACUUACAGAUUCAAAACCUGCUGAAAGUGUAGUUGAGUCUGAGCAGAGACCACUUAACAGAAGCAAGAUGGGAGGAAAAAUAUCCAUCACUUCCAUGCCCUUAAAGCGAGUUUUAAUGAUAAAACCAGAAAAGCUAAAGAAGGGGAAUGUUUGGUCAAGGGAUUGUGUUCCUUCUCCUGAUGUUUGGUUGCCUAUGGAGGAUGCUAUAUUAUGUGCUGUGGUACAUGAAUAUGGCCCAUAUUGGAACUUGGUUAGUGACAUCCUAUAUAGCAUGACUGCUGGUGGGUUUCAUAGGGGAAGAUAUCGACAUCCUGUCCAUUGUUGCGAGAGGUUUAGAGAACUCAUCCAACGGUAUAUUUUGUCUUCUUCAGACAACCCAAAUCAUGAAAAGGUCAGCAAUGCAGGAUCUGGAAAGGCUCUUCUGAAAGUUACCGAGGAAAACAUUCGAACACUGUUAGAUAUUGCUGCUGAGCAGCCAGACCCAGAAUUGCUCCUUCAGAAACACUUCACUGCAUUGCUGUCGACUGUCUGGAAGAUGAACUCUCGUGUUGAUCGCCUAAAGAAUCUUGCAUCAUCACGAAAUAGUGUCUUCUCUGGUGGAAAAAAAUUCAGUUCAGGCAACCAGAUUUCUCAUACUUCUGUUAGGGAACCUGGAGAAAGACUAAAAUUUAUCAUUUUGGGAAAGAGUAGUAGGAUAGUGGCAGCUGCACUUGAUAAUGUUGAUAGUAGAAAACAGGAUGACAAAGCAUCUCCUUCUAAUCAUAGUAGAGAUAUAUCAGCAAAUACUGAACGGCUGGAUAUAACUCUGGAAUUCCAAGGAGAAAUGGGUGAUACAUUGGCUUCUCUGCCUUCUAUUCUGAACUUAACAAUAAUUGGUUCUGACCCUCUUUCCUUUGUAAGCAAAGAUGAGGGGGUAGAUCAUCUCAGAACUUCUAUUCAUGUGGCUGAGAACCGUUCCAGGGCUGCUACAAGAGCUUGUCUUGAAGACAGACUUGGGUGGGCUUCGUCUGCAUUCCCAACAAAUGACAUUAGACCUCGUUCCGCAGCAAAAUUACCGUCCUUGGGAAAGCACAAGCUCCCAUUCCCUGAUUUGAACAAACCUUCCAAGUCAAAAUUCAAGAAAUCAGCUGAGAAUGGUGAGUUACGCCACCUUCCUGGGGAGCAGAAUAUUCUCCAACCAUUGCCAACCAUGGCAUCACCAAUUGAUCUCAACCUAUUCAGUCCGAGCUCACCCUUAAGUACAGAUAUUCAGAUUGAUGAUCUGGAAAUUAAUUCCUUAACUGAUAUGGAUAAGUUAACUCCUUUAGAAGAGGAUGGUUUUGAAACAGUUGAACACAAUUAUGUUCCUGACUUUAUCACUGGUCUUGAUGACUGUACAUUAUUUCCGGAAUUCACGGACAUUGGUUAGGGUGAAUCUCAAUCUUGGCUAAAACCAAUUUUGUGCUGAAGCUAUCAUAAAUUUUGGAACGAAGGGAAUCUCUCGUCGGAUCUAGAUUGGAAAUAAUGAACAUGAACUCUUAAGCAUUGUUUCUCUCAUCACAUUCAGAUGCUCAUCACGAGGAAGUUCAGAACAUUUGCCAAGUUUUACCAGCUGGGUGAAUAAGAACCAGAGCUGGUCCUGCUGAGGGGGGAUCCGUGGUUGGGGGGGAUUUGAAAUGUAACAUAAAAAAAUUUUGCAAGUUCAUUUCUCACUUGGGAAAUCUGUGAUUAUUUAUCGGGGCCUUAUUAGAGAUUUUUUGUGAAUGAGUAGAUUUUCCCCAAUAGCAAGUAGUAAAAGGAAAUUAAAAAACUAUUGAUUAUGUCAAAAAUGGAAAGAAUCUCAUAGUCAAGUUACCUUUCUCACUUAAAUUUACAAUCGGACAAAAGUAGCCUUUUCCUUCA
This is a messenger RNA of Humulus lupulus (European hop), 7880 nucleotides long. RefSeq names its product protein PHOTOPERIOD-INDEPENDENT EARLY FLOWERING 1. Lineage: Eukaryota; Viridiplantae; Streptophyta; Magnoliopsida; Rosales; Cannabaceae. The transcript is spliced from 20 exons. The record is from RefSeq and is a predicted model, not a curated record. The coding region runs from base 1162 to 7407 and encodes 2081 amino acids. Gene Ontology annotation, cellular component: Swr1 complex. Gene Ontology annotation, molecular function: ATP-dependent chromatin remodeler activity; histone binding; ATP binding.